Adineta steineri is the source of this 360-nucleotide messenger RNA. NCBI's taxonomy places the organism in Eukaryota, Metazoa, Rotifera, Eurotatoria, Adinetida, Adinetidae. The record is from the annotation of a GenBank genome assembly.
AUGUCUACAUCACCAACAUCAACAUCGUCAUCAACCACUACAACAGGAUUACCAGGUCAUGCUGAAUUAUAUGAUCCAACAACAGGUAGUUGGACAACUACAGGAAGCAUGAAUGUUGCACGAGAAAAUCACACAGCAUCCAUAUUAGGAAAUGGAACAGUAUUGAUUACUGGUGGAUAUAAUACUAGUCCUCUCAAUAGUGUCGAAUUAUAUGAUCCAAUAACAGGUAGUUGGACAAGUACAGGAAACAUGAAUUUUGCACGAGAAUAUCAUACAGCAUCCAUAUUAGCAAAUGGAAAAGUAUUAGUUACUGGUGGAUAUAAUGGCAGUAAUAGUCUUAAUAGUGCUGAACUGUAUUGA